AUGCCUACGUCUUCGAAUCUAUCCUCCUGUAUAGAGCCGGAGUUGUGCAACGUAGACAAAGGCCUACAUCCGUCACGCAGAGUCUGUACAUCGACGAGCCUGCCUGCUCAUAUCAACAGGCGACCACACGUUUCCUACGACGCGAAGUAUAUGAUAGCCAGCAUACCACCGCUGACUCUACUAGCGGAUGAAGGUGGGUGCAUUAACCAGCGCCGCCCCGAGGACGUCAAGGAGGAAGAGAGGAGAGAGACAUUAAGCAAGUGGCAGGCCCGGUGGGACCGGUACUUAAAGGGCCGAUGGACAUACUGGCUAAUUCCGAACAUCACAGAAUGGGUCGAGAGGGGACAUGGAGAAGUGGACUACUAUCUAACACAACUCCUAUCCAGACAUAGCUACUUCAAAAGCCUUAGCCAGCGCUAUGAUAACACCAUCAGCACACUCUGUCCGGCCUGCCCAACCACAAUAGAAGACGCGGAGCAUGCGUUCUUUCGCUGCCCGUAA
Trichogramma pretiosum is the source of this 501-nucleotide messenger RNA. RefSeq lists its product as uncharacterized. NCBI's taxonomy places the organism in Eukaryota, Metazoa, Arthropoda, Insecta, Hymenoptera, Trichogrammatidae. The record is from RefSeq and is a predicted model, not a curated record. Bases 1 to 501 code for a protein of 166 amino acids. The transcript has a single exon.